This is a messenger RNA of Cynara cardunculus var. scolymus (artichoke), 696 nucleotides long. Its product is annotated as EG45-like domain containing protein. Gene Ontology annotation, biological process: systemic acquired resistance. The coding region runs from base 228 to 620 and encodes 130 amino acids. The record is from RefSeq and is a predicted model, not a curated record. Gene Ontology annotation, cellular component: cell wall; apoplast. The transcript has 3 exons. Lineage: Eukaryota; Viridiplantae; Streptophyta; Magnoliopsida; Asterales; Asteraceae.
GAAACUCAAAAUUCAACCAAAAUUUAACAUGGAUCCACUUUCUUUGACUUGGUAAGUUAUUGGUAUUUUCUUGAAUACAUAGAACAAAAUUGUUGCCUAUCUCGUUAGCUUUCAAGUUAGGUUUUUCAGCUAUAAAAGGAAAGCCCUCUUGUGUUUCUCUUCACCAAAUUAAGUAAAGAACUUCAAUUCACAAACUAGCCAGGAUUUCCAAAGAAGGCAUACCAGAGAUGAGUUCCAUGACUAAAGCUUUUAUCUUGAUUGCCAUGGUUGCAUGUCUCACCUCAACUGCGCAUGCCAUUGCUGGCCAAGCAACUUUCUACACACCUCCCUAUCUUCCAUCGUCAUGUUUUGGCUUUGAAGAUCGCGGUGUGAUGAUUUUAGCAGCAAACAGCGGUUUGUUUGCAAAUAGAGCUGCAUGUGGGACUAGGUACCGAGUGACUUGCACCGGUAGAACCAAUCUUGGAGUUCUGGCACCAUGCACGGGGAGAAGCGUUGAUGUUACAGUUGUAGAUCUUUGUCCAGGUUGUGCAGGAAAUCAGGUCGAUCUUUCCCAAGAGGCGUUUGCUGUGAUUGCGAAUACUGAUGCAGGAAGAAUUAACAUUGAAUAUAACCGGAUCUGAUUUUAUAUCAUGCAUGUAUAUGUAAGAUGUCAAUAAUAAUCUGGCUUAAUGAGUUUUCAUCCAAAAUAAAUGAGAC